ACACGCACACUUUGAGCGAGAGGAGAGACACGUUUUAAGUGCGUGCACUCUCUCUGCUCGAGAGCAGCGUAUAUCCGAGAGCGUGCAUCCGGUUUUGUGCAAGAGCAAAGGAAAUCCGCGUGCGAGCAUGGAGACUCGCGCUUGCGCAUUAUAUUAAUCUACUUUCGCGCUACAAAAAUGCGCUCUCAACAUUUGGCAGUAAAAUAAUGCCAUAUGAACCAAAAUUCACUAAUCAGCAUGGAGCAGCAGAGAGACUCAGAGUGGAAUGAACUCAGACGGUGAAGACAUACAGACCGCAGAAUCACAACCAUGAAUGCUGUAAAUGCCGUGCAAAUGUUCAUUCUGAUUUGGACCUUUUAUGCUGUCUGUCAAGCUGAUGAUGAUUUCAUUGUAAGCUGUGAUGAUGUGACUGGAUCUGUGGGGAAUGAAGUGACUUUCACCUGCAGGGUCUCAUUGCAGCCCCCUGAAUGCUGCAUUAAAAUGUAUAUGUUUCAAUACGCUAUGCUCUAUAAUGACUUGGCAAUCUGUAAAGAAGAGCCUCCUGUGAACCCCUGUGAUCACAGUAACAGCUUCACAUGCCGCUACACUCCAGCUACAGCAAUGACAGAAAAAUUCAGAUUCUUUGUGCAAACAAAUUGUGGAAGGAACACAACAGAAUUCACUGUGAACAUACCAGUGCCAUCUACACCUGAAAUUGUUACUGAAGCUCCUAGCAUGAAAGAGAGAAAUAUAAACCAGAGCUUAUUAGGAACAUCUUUACCAGACACAGCAGAGGAUCCUCGAUCUAAGUAUACUGUCACUGCUGUAGUUGUGGGCUUUUUCAUCCUCAUCAUCAUCGUCAUAAUGACUGUCAUUCGCAACAAGAAACCAAGCUUCAACACAUCUUGUAGAUUCCAGAAGAGAAUGUUUCUGGGCCUCAGACAUGAUGAGGACAACAGCAAUCGUCCAGAACAUGUGGUCAUUGACUCAGCAGUAUGAAAUCAAUGAAUUUUGUUUGAUUUUCUAUGUGCUGCUCAUGAAAGAUAUAGGAUUUAUUUGAACUUCGCUAAACUACAUACUCUACACUAUCUGUACUUAAAACUACUGAACUACAUAACACUGGUUGUUGGUUUAAAACUCUGUUUCUGUUUUAUAUUAAUUUCUGUGAAAUAACAGUAUAUUAUUGAUCUGUUUGAUCAGUGUAUAAAUCAGUGUGUAUGUGACUUUAAUGAACUCAAGUCUUUGUGAGCUUUAAGUGGAAAUCUUUAGCAAUUUCCAUGAGUGCAAAUCUUAAUGUUUAAGCAUAUAAUGAUAUUCUGUAUGGGAUUGUGCACUGUAAAAAAAAAAAAAGUUUUUUACAAAAUAAUUUUGCCAGCUGUGGUUGCCAGAAUAAUUAUGAAAAAAAAAACACAGAAAAACUGUGAACGCAAAAUAAAUUUUGUAAAUUGUAAAUUUUACAGUUUAAAACUGUAAUUGACAAACAAUAAAAUCUGAAUGUAAACCAA
Molecule: messenger RNA, 1484 nt
Organism: Onychostoma macrolepis
Lineage: Eukaryota; Metazoa; Chordata; Actinopteri; Cypriniformes; Cyprinidae
Exons: 6
Coding region: 310-978 (222 amino acids)
Source: RefSeq, a predicted model, not a curated record